Achroia grisella is the source of this 3655-nucleotide messenger RNA. Its product is annotated as putative helicase mov-10-B.1. Gene Ontology annotation, molecular function: helicase activity. Lineage: Eukaryota; Metazoa; Arthropoda; Insecta; Lepidoptera; Pyralidae. The transcript has 19 exons. The record is from RefSeq and is a predicted model, not a curated record. Bases 268 to 2952 code for a protein of 894 amino acids.
UGUGGCACUGGCAUCUGGUGGUCGCUAUUCUGAAUACCGAUUACUUGCAAGAUUAAAUAUAUUCUCAAUAGCGCCACAAAGUACUUGAACAAUAUAUGUAUAUACCUACAGAGAAACACAUUAUUUCCUUUGCAUCGUGGAAUCAGUUAAAAAGCACCAAUCAAAUUCAAAACUUUUGAUGUCGUUUAGUUAAAUCCAGUGCCUAAUAACUAGCCGCGUAGGUAGGAAAGGUACAAUAUCUAAAAUAGAAAAUUCUUUUCAGAAACAAUGCUUUGCAAAGUGUGCGGUUGGGUUGAUGAGUAUUAUAAUGAAGAAUCAGUUGUUAAUCAUAGAUUUACUCCGAAGCACGUCUGCAACUUGGAGCUCGCUAACUUUAAAAGCAGCGAGAAAUAUUACACUUCAAAUAGGAAAGGCGUCUACGUAUUUUGUUCUGCUCACAGCAAGCCAACAGGCGAUGGAGAAGAAUCUGAUAUUUGGAGAACUGAUGAACAAAACAUUCAAAUAUUUGUUAAGCCUAAGCAACGCGUACAAUUCUCAUUCAGCGUUGCCAACGACGUAAAUAAUGGCAGCGUGUUUGUCAUGGGAGCGUUACUAGCUCAUCCUCAACCGCAAUUUGAAAUAAACGAUCACCCUUUUGUAUUUGGUGAAGAUCCAGUACUUUUACAACCUGGAACGAUUCUUGAUGGAACAGUUGUGGUUACAUUUGAAUCAAUGGACAUCGGCCAUUAUGAGAUGCCCAUAAUAUUUACCUUUGCCAAAGAAAGCGAAUCCAAGAAUUUGAUUAUUGUUAGAGAAAUGAUUGUGAAAGUGACAGAAAACCCUCUAUCAGAAUUAGAGAAAGAUGGAAUUACUCAGGUCCAACAGCCGGCGCUGUGGACUAGUGCUGAGCAUUUUAUCAGAUCUCCGCUUCAGAUGACGACUCAUCAAAACAUCUUCAAAAUUCCAAAAUUAUUGAAAAUUCUUCUGCCUCGUGAUCUCAAAAAUAGUAUUUUGGACGAUCCAGAAAUACCUUCAGAUUUGAUUGAGAAGUUGAAAAGGGUGCUUGCGACCACAAGAUCUAUAUUUGAAGAAGGCAUAACAAGAUUUAAUUAUAUGGCAUAUUUUCAUCAUUUACUUUGGUGGGAAGAAUCUAUUGCUACACAGAAUCUUAAGCAAUACACCAUAGCGAAAACAACAAUAAGUAAAAUGAAUGGAAACGACUGUUAUCUAGUCGAAGUGGACGGAUUACCAGAACGAAGUCCGUCUGUAAUACGCGGUGACAGAAUACUAAUACGACCAAGUUAUAACAAUGAUGUUGUAUUUGAAUGUUUCGUCAAGAAUUUCACAACAACCGAAGUUUUACUAACAGGAUUCGAUAAAAGUUUUAACGGAUACUACACUAAGAAUACUCUAUUCGACGUCCACUUCACGUACAGUCGUAUGCCGAUGGAACGCAUGCACGACGCAAUAUCAAAGGUGUUCACCACCAAACAAGCCUGCCGAGUGUUCCCCGUGCCGAGCAAGAUACCAAUACCGGUUAAGACAAUUUCACGAUUUUAUAACAAUGUAGUCAGAGACAAUGAGGAGCAAAGGUCUGCAGUGGAGCAUAUUGUGUCCGGGACGUCCGGUACAGUUCCGUACAUCUUGGUCGGGCCCCCAGGCACCGGCAAAACUAUGACCAUUGUUGAAACUAUUGUACAGUUGGUAUCAGCUAACCCACGAAAUCGUAUUAUGGUAUGCACACACUCAAACAUGGCUGCCGAUCAUAUUGCUGUAAUGCUACUCGAAUAUAAUAAAAAAAUGAAGAUCGAUAAAUUCAUUCUACGCGGCAAUUCUCGGUGCAGAGACUGGAGUAUGAUGCCGCCAGUCUUGGGGCCUGUAUCCAACGGCACUAGCUUCGAAAGUUUUAGUUCCUUGAAAAAUGAAACUGUCAGCUACUACAGGAUAUUUGUGACGACACUCACCCACGCCGCCAAAUAUGCUACGGAAAAAAGUCAGAGUAUAUAUAAACUUGAAAUGACGCAUCUGUUUAUCGACGAAGCGGCACAGGCAUCAGAGCCUGCGACAUUGGUGCCCAUAUGCGGGCUCCUGUCACCAACUGGCCAAGUGGUUCUCGCCGGGGACACCCGCCAACUGGGACCCGUGUGCGUCUCUUAUGAAGCAAAACGAAUGGGAUUAGGUAAAUCUUUGAUGGAGCGACUAAAAGACACGCACACGAACAUUUACGACAACGAUCCCAACUUCACAUCAAUGCUCAUCAAAAAUUAUCGCUCCGAUCCCGAUAUACUGAAAAUUCCCAAUACUCUAUUCUAUGAAGAACGAUUGCAGGCACUCGCAAAACCUGAUCCUUUGAGCUCUGUGAGCAUACUGGGACUUCCUGGAGGCAACAGAUCUAUCGUCUUCCAUGCUGUUCAAUCUCAAGAGCACAAAAUUGGUGGAAAGCCCAGUUACUCCAACGAAAUUGAACUGAAUAUUGUGAUGAAGUACGUAAAAGCUCUUAUCUAUGAACACAACGUACAGCCAGAAGACAUUGGGAUUAUUUCUCCUUAUAUAAGACAGGUGAACAGAAUGAAAACUUUAUUAGAGUGUAAAGAGUACAACAACAUAGAAGUGGGGACUGUAGAAUCUUUUCAAGGAAAGGAAAAGAGGGUUAUUUUAAUUUCAACUGUGAGAGCCAACUGCAAAUUGUUAGACCAGGACGCUAAAUAUAGUCUGGGAUUCUUAGUUGACGAGAAGAGGUUUAAUGUCGCAUUGACUAGAGCAAAAGCAAAAUUAAUAAUAAUCGGCAACCCCGCUUGUUUAACGAGGGACGAGAAAUGGCGUAUGUAUAUGGAACAAUGCAACGAUUAUGACACCUACCAUUGCAGAGAAACGCAGCAGUUACUUCGAGAUACCAACCUACAUAUGGAAAUAAUGAACAGACUCGUAAUAACUGGCAUCAUUCACGAUAUGAAUAAUUAUACUUUUUACUAAUAAUGUCAUAAAUUAUGCGUUGUGCCACCCAUUAUGUAUUAUUAGUACUAAUUUUUAUGGAUUAUGAUGCAACUGUAUUUCCGCUUGUGCUAAUGUAUACGCUGGCGGGAUAUCAGUGAAGACCUUUUAAAUAAGAAUAGAUAAAAUUAAUUUAUUUUGAAUUUUCCGCAAUUUUUUCCAAGAAGUCGCUGGGAUUUCGAUCUGCUGAAAUAGUGACCACAAAUUUAUUAUAAAAAAGGCUGACGACGACAAACGUCACGAUGCCAAACGUCAGCCUCUCCUGUAAUAAACUUGUGUACAUGUCAUGUUUGUCAUAACUAUAUUUAGUUGUGGAUUGCAAAUGAUCAUGCGGGUUCUCUAAAGAGUACCUAUUAUAGUUAAUUGUACUAAGUGAAUCUUUUUUCAGAUAUCCCUUAAUUACAUGCAUUACAAUUAUAUUUAAUACUCUGUUAUUAAAAAGUAUGUAUAUUACGAUACACCAAAACCAGUGAUCAUUUUUAAUCUCCAGAAAUUCAGAUCUCAGUGUGUGAAAUUGUAUAAUUUAAAUGAAUUGUUAUGAAAUAUGUUAAAUGUAUUUGACAAGGUUUAAACUGUGAUAUUUAAACUAAAUUUUAAUCCGUGCCAUUUAUAAGAAUUAGCUAGUUAUAUUUUUGUAAUUAGAUAAGUAAUUAUUUGAUUGUAAAUUUGUUCUUAGGAAAUAAGA